GUUGUUCUGCUGCAGCCGACAUGUCGCCGCUCAGAACUGCAGUGGUCCUUCUGCUGAGCCUCAGCAUCUCUACCUGCACAGGUGAAGGAGGAGACUGCAGCUGUGACAUCAGCAACAGCCACUGUGAUGAGUUUGGAGUCUGCAGGUGUGACCCCGGCUGGGAUGGAGAGCGUUGCGACCGCUGUGUUCCAAUGCCGGGUUGUGUCCACGGUUCCUGCGACCAGCCAUGGCAGUGUGUGUGCAUGUCGGGGUGGGCGGGGCGGUUCUGUGAUAAAGAUCUGAGCGUCUGCUCGCGGUUGCAGCCAUGUCGCAACGGCGCCACCUGUGUGAUGGAGGACAGCGGAGACUUCACCUGUCUGUGUCCUGAAGGUUUCCAUGGUCCAACCUGCCAGAGGAGGGCGGGGCCUUGUUACCUGAACAGGUCUCCGUGUAAACAUGGCGGUCAGUGUGAGGAUGCAGACGGCUUUGCGUCAGAGCUGACGUGUCGCUGUCUCGCCGGCUUCACGGGUCGGCGCUGUGAGGUCAACGUGGACGACUGUGCAAUGAAGCCAUGUGCUAACGGCGCCACCUGCCUGGACGGCGUGAACCAUUUCUCCUGCGUGUGCCCAGCCGGGUUCAGCGGACGUUUCUGCUCUGUGAACCUGGACGACUGCGCCAGCCGGCCGUGUCUGAACGCCGGCCGCUGCCUGGACGGCGCCGGAGGCUACCGCUGCGUCUGCCGGCCUGGUUUCAGCGGCACUGCCUGCGAGACGCCGUGGAGAAGCCGCGAGAGCUGGACCACGCUGGGAUGGGACGGAGGCGGGACGAGGAGCGCCGCCACCACGAGCGGCAGUAAUGGCAGUCGUCAUGGCGACAGGCUGCUGAAGGUGACGGUGAAUGAGCGCGGCGGCGGCAGCGGCGGCGGCCUGUCGGAGGUGCGGCUCAUCGUCCUGCUGGUGCUGGCGGCCGCCACGCUGGGUGCCGUGGCGCUGACCGCCGCCCUCGUGCUGCAGGGUCACUGCAGGAACUGUGGCCACGCCCCCUGUUGGUCAUCACUGAUAUCAUCACGGCGCAUCAGGCAGCGAGCACAGGAACGUCACAUCAGCUUCCUGAAUGCAGCAGAACCGGAGAAGAAGAAACUCAACGUGGUUUAGACCAACCAGCACCUGAACUGUGACAUCAUCACAGUGACAUCACAGACUUAUUACUUAUAAUGCCUUUCAGCUCAGAGGACUGUGCAGCUGAAACUUCAUUAAUGAAUAACAGAUCAGUAAACUUCAAUAACCUCCUGAUAAUGCGUUUAAAGAGCUUCAGAUUUAACUUUACAACAUCAGAACCUCAAACUGAAAUCAUGUCAGACAUUUAAAAGAACCUGAUUGGUCUGUGUCAACAGCUAGACACGCCCCCCUGAUGACAUCACAGCAGUUCCAACUGUUCAGACUGUUUUUGGUUCCAAAUUUUCAUUGUUUCUUUUUUUUACAGUCAAUAAUAAAAUAGAGAAUAUUAUAUAUAAAAGAAUAUAAUAAAAAGCAUUAAAAUUGAAGUAAUGUCACUAAAACUACAAUAUUAAAACAUUUCAAAAAAUAAGAUCAAGAGUUUAGGAACUGUUAGGAUAAAAACAUUUUGAAAAAUCAAAUAAGCUUUUUUUUAAAGUAGUGGAGUCAUUUAAAAAUAUUGAAAAAUUAUAAAAUGCAACAAAUCACAAGUAAAAAAUUAAAUGAAAUAUUAAAAAGUCAAAACGUUAAACUAAAACACAAAAUGAAAAAUAAAAUGUAUAAGAAAACAUUUAAAAAAUAUGUUUUUUUAAAAGACUUGUCAUUUUAUCAUUUAAAAACAAUAAAACCUGUUUUUCCUUUGAUGGAACUUGAAUUAAACCUCCAGUAGAUGUUUGUGCCAUUUCUGUAAAUACGAUGAUUAUUUAUUGUGUCGUGUAAAUAAAAAUAUAAAACUGUCA
This is a messenger RNA of Acanthochromis polyacanthus (spiny chromis), 1933 nucleotides long. RefSeq names its product delta-like 2 homolog (Drosophila) (gene dlk2). The record is from RefSeq and is a predicted model, not a curated record. NCBI's taxonomy places the organism in Eukaryota, Metazoa, Chordata, Actinopteri, Pomacentridae. Gene Ontology annotation, cellular component: protein-containing complex; plasma membrane. Bases 21 to 1133 code for a protein of 370 amino acids. The transcript has 5 exons. Gene Ontology annotation, biological process: heterophilic cell-cell adhesion; establishment or maintenance of epithelial cell apical/basal polarity. Gene Ontology annotation, molecular function: calcium ion binding.